This is a messenger RNA of Aedes albopictus (Asian tiger mosquito), 1281 nucleotides long. RefSeq lists its product as uncharacterized. Gene Ontology annotation, molecular function: nucleic acid binding. Bases 1 to 1281 code for a protein of 426 amino acids. The record is from RefSeq and is a predicted model, not a curated record. NCBI's taxonomy places the organism in Eukaryota, Metazoa, Arthropoda, Insecta, Diptera, Culicidae. Gene Ontology annotation, biological process: DNA integration. The transcript has a single exon.
AUGGACGAGUUCGGACUUCUUCGGAUUGACGGACGGUUGAAGAAUCUGAACGCUCCGUUCGAUACCCGUCAUCCGAUCCUGUUGCCAGCCAACCAUCAACUGAGCUGGAUGAUCGCUAGGUCCGUUCAUCUGCAGACGCUUCAAGGUGGCCCUUCGCUACUGCUCGCCACAAUGCGUCAACGUUUCUGGCCACUUCGGGGGAGGGACUUGGCUCGCAAGGUCGUUCGCCAAUGCGUCACGUGUUUCCGAUGCAACCCAACACCUGCAAAUCAGAUCAUGGCGCCUCUACCAUCAGUUCGCCUCAGACCUGCCCGAGCCUUCGCGUAUUCCGGGAUGGAUUACUGUGGGCCGUUUUUCGUUCGUCCGCUGACUGGGAGAGGUACGUCGGUAAAGGUAUACGUCGCGUUAUUCGUGUGUUUGGUGGUGAAGGCCGUACACCUCGAAGUCGUGCCGGAUCUGUCGUCCGUCGCGUGCAUCGCCGCCGUCAAGCGCUUUGUUGCCCGUCGUGGUCGCGUCCUCGAGUUGCAUUGCGACAACGCAACUACGUUCGUCGGGGCCGAUCGCGAGCUGCGGAAUAUGCGCAAGGAGUUCCAGCAGCAAUUCCAAUCCCAGGAAUGGGCCGACUACUGCUCCGGAAAUGGGAUCACGUUCCGUUUCAUCCCUGCUCGUUCUCCACACUUCGGAGGCAUAUGGGAAGCCGGAGUAAAAUCAUUUAAGUACCACUUUCGUCGGAUUAUGGGACAGAAGGCUUUUUCCAUGGACCAGCUCCUAACCGUCGUGGCACAGAUCGAAUCUGUCCUAAACUCCCGUCCCCUCGUUCCCAUUUCCGAUUCCCCCGACGACCUUUCCGCCAUAACUCCAGGACACUUCCUGAUUGGAGAGCCUCUCGUCUCCAUUCCCGAACCCGAUCUACUUCAGCUGUCGCCUAAUCGCGUCACCCGUUUGCAGGACAUGCAACGCUCGGUCCAGGAUCUGUGGCGCUGCUGGUCGCGGGACUACGUAAGCCAGCUACAUCAACGAAGCAAAUGGCGACGGCCAUCCCUGGACGUCAAGAAGGGGCAGCUCGUGCUGCUGAAAGAGGACAACUACCCCCCGCUACAGUGGCCACUCGGACGCAUCGUCGAGACCAUCACCGGUUCGGACGGGCGGGUUCGUGUUGUCGUGGUGAGAACGGCGGCAGGCGACUACAAGCGAGCCAUCACAAAGGUCGCGGUGCUCCCCAUCGAUUCCGGAGACGAGGACACGUCACAAACACCGUCUACAAGCAUGUUGGAUGGUUGA